CAGUUCCGCCCGCGGGAAGUUGUCGUGCAGUGAUGACGUCAUGGGGGUCUGGCCGGGCGUCGCGGACUCCCGAGAUGGAGGAGAAGGAGCAACUGCGGCGACAGAUCCGCCUCCUGCAGGGUGGGUUGGCCACAGCUGGCCUUGGAAUCUAAUCGAUGACUAUAAAAAUCUCCAUGGCAAUGCCUCUGCACCAGGCCCGUCAGUUGCUUCCCGAUGGCAGCCACCAGCUUACCACAGUGGCAGGGCAUUUGGUACCUCCUACCCUCGUCCAAGUCGGAGGGGAUUCUCCUCACACCAGGGACCUGAAUGGCGUAAGAAGUAUUCCCUUGUGAACCGGCCCUCAGGGUCCUCAGACCAAGCUGGCAACCAUGCUGUGCAGGCAGCCCUUGGGGACAGGAGCAGCCAGGAACCUGACUCCCAGCAGCAUGUUUUUGAGAGACAGGUCCAGCUAAGUGCAGAUAAGAACAUGGUUAUCAAAAUCAAACCACCAUCAAAGACUGGUUCUAGUAGUGCUUCACAGGCCCAACCCGGCUUUUUGGAAGAAUAUGAAGAUACCCUUUGGAGUGACCAACAAUCUCAUAAAGCUGAGGGUGAGCCCACUGGUACACAGUCACAGCCUUCAAGGCCAGGAAGAGACAAGGGGAGCUGUAGUGUAGAGGACCCACUUCUGGUCUGCCAGAAGGAGCCUGGCAAGCCCCGGGUAGUGAAGUCUGUGAGCAGAGUGAGUGACAGUCACCCAGAACUCCGACGGACAGUCAGUGAGAGCGCAAUUGCUGUCAAGGGACACUUCUCAUCUUCUGCCUUGCCUCCUGGAACUGGUGUGGCCCUCCGCCACAAGGUGGGCCCUCAUUCUGCACCUAGUUGUGGUACGCAGCUCCCAGAUCAACCAACUCCCUCAAACUCAGUUGUGGCUUCAGCCCGACCAGCCUUAGGACCCAGGCAGACCCAGGAGCCCUCACUCCCGUUGUCUUGUCGAACCAAGUUCCGGAAAAACAACUACAAAUGGGUAGCCACCUCAGUGAAGAGCCCCCGGGUUACUCGAAGGACCCUCAGUCCCAGAGCAGCUUUGGAGAGUGUGAGCAGGGGUGCUUUUGGCACAGCUGGAAAGACAGAGAAGCCACAGCCCAGAGCCAAUCCAGAGUCCAAGUCCAGGAAGCCAGCCAUGUCCUCCAAGCCUGGGCCCUCCCCCAGCAAGUACAAGUGGAAGGCCUCCAGCCCCUCUGCCUCUUCCUCUUCCUCUUUCCAUUGGCACUCAGAGGCUGGCAGCAGGGAUCAUGCCUCUCAGCUCUCCCUAGUCCCAUCUAGGUCCCCUCCAGAGGACACACCAGCAGUAGGAUCUAGCAGCUUGAAGUCGCUCUUUGGGGAGACCCCUCUCUCAGCUUACAAAGUGAAGAGCCGCACUAAGAUCAUACGGAGGCGGGGCAAUACCAGCCUUCCUGGAGACAAGAAGAACAGCCCUUCAGUUGCCACCACUGCCAAGAACCACCUCAACCUGCGGCGAAAACAGGCUCUCCGGGGGAAGAACAGUCCUGUUCUGAAGAAGACCCCCAACAAGGGCCUAAUACAGGUCACCAGGCACCGGCUGUGCCGCCUGCUGCCAAGUCGGGCCCACUUCACCACUAAGGAAGUGUCCAAUACGCACACUCUGCGGACUCCACCUACCAGCAAAGUGAUCAAGACCCGCUACCGCAUUGUCAAAAAGACUUCAGCUUCUCCUGUCUGCACCCCACCCUUUCCCCUGUCUCUGCCCUCCUGGCGGGCCCGGCGGCUUUCACUAUCCAGGUCCCUAGUGCUGAAUCGCCUGCGUCCAGUUGUCACUGGGAGUGGCAAAGCCACAUCUGGCUCUCCUCGAUGGCGGAGCAAAGGCUACCGCUGUAUUGGAGGAAUUCUGUACAAGGUGUCAGCCAACAAACUCUCCAAGACAUCCAGCCGACUGGGUGAUGGGGGUAACAGGACCCUCCUCCGCUCAGGCCGAUUGGACCCUGCCAGCAACUGCAGCCGCUCCUUGGCCAGCCGGGCCGUUCAGCGCAGCCUGGCCAUCAUCCGGCAGGCUAGGCAGAAAAAGGAGAAGAGAAAGGAAUAUUGUAUGUACUACAACCGCUUCGGCAGGUGCAACCGUGGUGAGCUCUGCCCAUACAUCCACGACCCUGAAAAGGUUGCUGUGUGUACCAGGUUUCUUCGGGGCACGUGCAAGAAGACAGAUGGGACCUGCCCCUUCUCCCACCACGUAUCCAAGGAUAAGAUGCCUGUGUGCUCCUACUUCUUAAAGGGAAUUUGCAACAACAGCAACUGCCCCUAUAGCCAUGUGUAUGUGUCCCGCAAGGCCGAGGUCUGCAGUGACUUCCUCAAAGGCUACUGCCCGCUGGGUGCCAAGCCACACACACAGUGCCUUCCAGCCACCCACUGACCCAGCCUCUAUCCAUUCACUCAUCCACUCACGGUAAGUAUCCCCCUCCCAGGCCCCGUCCUGUGACCCCAUUUUCCUCCCUCCUCUCCAGGGGCUGCCCCGGCCCUGUCCUGAAGUGGGCAGUUCCAGAAGGUGUGCUCCUCAGACUCACCUGUUGGAGCAUCUUGCCUCAACACCAGAGUACCUAAAGGAGCCCCAAGUCCUCCCCUGACCGCUGUUGCUUUCUUUCAGGUGCCGGCCCAACUCGGCCUGCACCUUUGAGCUCAGAUCCUGUCCUUGUGGGGCUCUGAUGCUUUGAACAGCUUCAGGGUCCAGGUCCCUUCCUGGCUUUGUUAACUUGCUGCCAGCCCUUUGUGUCAAAAGCUGCCUCUGUUGGCGUGUGCUGCUCCAUGCCUGGCAGAAGUCUUGUAGUCAUUUAUUGUAUUUAAUAAACUUCUAAAAAAUAUUUGUUAAAUUUGUUUCUUUAUAAAAUAAAAAAUUUUGUAACAAAACAAUAGUUAACAUAUCAUUAUCUUCAGUGUACUUACUCAGGGACAAAAAGAGAUUCCUACAAAGGAGAAACAAACAGAUCUUAGCAGAGUUUCAAUGAAUUAAGAGAAAUUGGGAGUAUAAAUGAAAUGAAUUAGCAUAUAUAUUAAAGUAUUCUUGAUACCAAGGAAUAGGUAACUUAGGGAAUUAUUUGAAUUUAAUAAACUUUACUUUGAGAUCAUUUGUAUUUACCAAAAACAUACAGAGAUUCCACAGGGAGUCCCAUCUCUCUCUCGUUAGCAUCCUCCAUAACCACAGCCAGUCCACCAAUGUCAGGGCUGAAAGACUAUCUUAAGUGCAUUCUCUGCCAACUUCCCUCUGAGCUGCAUGUAGAUUUCCUUCAGUUUUCCACCAGUGUCCAUUUCCUACUUUGCAUUUACUUACCAAAUUUAGGAUGAAUGAUAGAGUAGCACAAAGGAGGCCUUGACCAGGGCAAGGUCAACAAAGAUGGGUGGAGGUGCACUCCAGAGGUGUGGGUAGGGCAUCUGGAACCUCCUCCAAGGUGGGAAGGAGGCUGGUGAAUUCAGUGGAAGCACAAGGUCCUCUGGUAGGGUUGGUGCUGGACAUGGCCAGGGCCUGGUUCUGGACAGACUGACAAGUGAGAGGCUGGGCAGCUCUUGGCCACACUGACUGUAGGGUUUGCUGUGGACAGGCCAGUGGAAACCGUCCAUUUCUGGCCAAAGAGGAGCAAUACUAUUCAAGUCUACAUGGUUCCUGUCUUCUCCACACCAGCUGCAGGAACACAGCCACCUGCCAGCAUGGCCACCACCAUGCGCAGUGCGUCCCUGAGUUGGGCAGCAGCAAGGAAGGACUGUGGGGAGUAUCUUGUGUGCAUAGUGGCCCAUGCCCUGUCACAUGCUCUGGGACAGAAUGCAGGCUUCUACCACCACAAGAUUCACUCACUGUUGUCUUUGUGCCAGUGAAAAAUGCAGGUAGGGGCUGGGGAUUUAGCUCAGCGGCAUAAGCACCUGCCUUGCAAGCAGGCGGUUGUGAGUUCGAUUGCCGGUACCGAUAAAAAUUUAACAAAAAAAAAUAGUAAAAAGAAAGAAAAAAAAAGGCAGGUGACUGGAGUGCUAUUUGCAUGUAGUUUUGGCUUUGCUUGGGGACUGUGACAUGAGGAACAGUGCUUAGAGCACACAUGGGCGGAGCCACAUGGUUGGGGCUGCACAAGAGCCCUUGAGACAUUAGGCCUGCUUUCCUUCUCACUGUUGGAUAGACUCAAAGUUACUUUGCAUGUCGAACUUCAAGUUCGCUGGUACCUCUUCCUGUGUUUGAGCUCUUUGCACUUUUUGUCAGGUACUAUUCGGUGAGGGUGGGCAUUUCUGCAUGGGGUCUACUUUUUCUUACUGACUUGGAAGAAGUCUGUGAAUAUGAGAUAGGACCCUAAAUACAAGAGGUAAUUGGGUAUUAAUGUUCUGUCAGGUGCAUAAGUAGCACAUGUCUUCUCCCAGUUUAUGGGGUUUUUUUUGGCACUGGGGAUCGAACUCACAACCUUUUGCCUGCCAGGCAGGCACUUGUGCCAUUGACCUGAAUCCCUGACCCAGUUUGUGGUUUUUUGUUUUUUGUUUUGCUUCUUUAUUUUAAUGAACAAAAUUACUUGGUUUUAGUGGGUGUGGUCUUAUCAGUCUUUUCUAGACAGUUUGUGCCCUUACUGUCUUGUAUGAGAGAGCCUGCUCUAUCCCAAAUCCUGCUAAAUUGCUUUCUCUAUUUAGACCUGGACUCUUUAAUCAAACUGAGGCGUGAGCCAGGACCCAGCUGCACAGGCCACAGCACCACACUCAGGCAGCCUGUCUUCUCCAGUGGCUGUGUAGCUCCAGCCUGUGAGUCAGGUUCUUCCACAUGUCUGCUUCCAGCUCUGUUCUGCUCAAUUUAUUCCUAAUAAUAACUUCUAUUAUUAUAAAUAGCAUACUGGAUUUUUAAAUUUUAUUUUCUCACUGUUCAUUGGCAUAUAGAAAAACAAUUUUAUGUUGAUUUUAUUUCCAGCGACCUUACUAAACCAUUAUUAGCAUUUAUAAUAAUUUGUAGAGUCUCUUGGAUUUUUCUAAAUAAUAACAUCAUUUGCAAAUAGUGACAUUUUUUCCUCUUUUUGAGUAUACCACAUUUUCUUUUUCUUGCCUGAUCUACUGGCUGCUGAGGCCAAGUACCUGUAGAUUUGGGGAGGGGAUUUCUCCCCAAUGAUGCUUUCAGGAAGGUUCCUUAUAUCAGUUUAAGAAAGUUCCCUUCCGUCACCAAUUUGCUAAGUAUUUCUUCUUUUAACUUUGAAUUGGGGUUUAAUUUUGUUGGGUACUUUUAUAUGUAUUCAGGUGAUUACAUAAUUGCCUUUUUAGCCUGUUAAUGUACUGAUUCCUGUUUAUUGAUUUUAAUUUUUUUUUCUUUUUGUUCAUUUCUUGUUGAUUGGUGUUCUGAUGUUAAAACAGCUUUAUUUGUCGGUCUGUCUGGUGGGUGAGGGUCUUUGUACCUGACCAGACUCUAGCUUAUAUAGGACGUUUGCACUGUGCUUAUGAAUGACAGUGGCCCGCAUGUCCUUUUCUCAGCAAGUCCUGGACUGGCUUUGGUUUCAAGGCUAUUUGGCCACAUAAACAGUUGUUCUCUGUUUUCCCAUCCCUUGCAUCAGUUCAUGAAAGAUUGGCAUUCUUUGUCUCAUAUUUGGUAGAACCACAAGUGUAACUUCUUUGGUUUGGAGCUUUCUUUACUUCUUAAGUACUAAUUGAAAUUCCUUUAUAGUUAGAACUUUCACGGGGGAGGGGUUGCUUGUCAGGUUUUUUAGAAUUUGUAAUGUUCAUUUGUUUUCAAACUAUCGUAGUCUGUUCCUUGUUUCUCACCGGUGUUUCCCAUCCUCAGCAUCAGCUGUGAUUCAUCACCCCCAGUAUUGCUUGUGUGUCAUUCUCUCGACUUCCUGAUUAGUCUUUCAGAAAGCCACCCUUCAACUCCAUGGGCUUUAAUUACAACUCUGUUUUGUUGGAUUUUUUUCUUUCUCUCACAUUCUGUGGGUUCAUUUUGCCGUUUCCCACUUACCUUUUAAGAUGAGUUUUCUUCUGUAAAAUAAGAGUUUAAGGUUAUGUAGUUCUAAGUCCUGAUGUUGUCCACCCAUGAAUCGUGAUAUGCUGUUUUAGUGUUACUGCUUGGUUGUAAAUAUUAUCUAACUUUCCUUAGUUUGAUGAAUUAUAUAAUGGAAUUCUUUUUUUUUUAAUUUUCAGGUUGUGGGAAGGGGAGUUGGUUGAGCAUGCUUUGCAUCAUAAAGGUGCUCAGGUGAAGAUCAGGGCUUAGGAAUUGGAGAUUUGCUUCAUGCUUGUGGUUUCCUAGAAGUUUUUUUUUUUUUCCAUUGUUUUAUUUUUUCUUCUUCAUUGUUUGCUUGCUUCUUUUCUUCCUGUUCUCUCUCUCUCUUUCUCUCUCUCUGUGUCUCUCUCUCUUUCUUUCUUUCUUUCGAGAAGGUCUUGCUAUGUAGUUCAGGCUGGCCUUGAACUCACUGUGGAGCCCAGGCUGUCUUUGAGCUCAUGGCAAUCCUCCUGACUCAGCCUCCCAAGUGCUGGAAUUACAAGUAUGUGCCACUAUACCUUGAUUUGAGAAAAAUAUUUACAUUUUAACCUAGAAUUUUGGUUGUUUUAAGAAAAAGGUUAGUUCAGAUCAGCACUGUCCAGUGAAAAUAUGUAUGAAUUGCAUGUAUAAUUUCAGGUUUAGUAGCUACUUUUAAAAAGUGUUUUAAAAAAAGACACAGAUUAUAACAAAGCACUUCCCUAGCAUAUGCAAGGCUCUGAGUUCUGUCCCUAGCAACAUAUACACACACACUAGAUGAAAUAUAUUUUAUUUAACUCAGUAUAUCAGAAAUACCAUAAUCCCAGCUACUUGGGAAGAUAAGGCAGGAAGAUUCCAAGUUUGAGGCCAGCCUGGGUAACUUAGUGAGACUUAACUCAAAAUAAAGUAAAAAAAAAAAAAAAAUAAUAAGGCUAGGAACAUACUAGUACUGGCUUAAUCACCAGUCCCACUCCAACCCUCCCCCCCCAAAAUCAUAUCAUAAAAAAAAAAUACUUUGUAUUCUUUUUUUCCUUAAGUCUAAAUUCUGGUGUGUUUUACAUGUACAUUAUAUCUCAGCUGAUAUCAGCCAUGGUUUAGCUGCUCAUUGGCUACUACAUAGGGCAGCACAGGUCUGCUAUCUCUGGCCAUCUCUCAGCCAAGCACUUUGUGUCUACUGUGGUCCAUAGCUGUAGGUGACUCUCACCAUCCACCUGUUUAUACCCCACCACUGUCUCAAUACAGGGCCCUGGCUCAAGUGCAUUCUGUUAAUAGGUCUUUUUUAGUGUGGCAAAAGUGUCUGUAUCUGGUGCACGCCUGUAAUCCCAGCACUCAGGAGGCUGAGGGAGGAGGAUUGUUGCGAGUUUGAGGCCAGCCUGGGCUACAUAAGCAAGUUCAAGGCCAGCCUCAUUCUGAGACGCUAUCACAAACAAACAAAACUGGCAGCACCAUCUCCUGUGCCCUCUGCCUGCAAGACCGCCCUGUAUUUCAAGGCUUCACAUCAUUCGCCAAGCCCAGCACUGAGAAGCUCAGACUCCAUGUGGAAGGGGUGUGAAUGAACCCUUCCCUGAGUCUGUCCUUUGGGUGGAAAGUACACAUCACAGGGCAGUGACCCAGGACCGUGGGGUACUAACUGUGAGCAGGCAUCUGCCCUGGCCUGGUGCUCAGUCCUGGGUGCCAGAAGUCAGGACAUUAUAUGCAGGACCACUUCUGGUAGGAAUGUCACAGACCUAGGGGAAGUGACUUUUAAGACUGCAGUUUGUAGCUUUAGCUGGUAUACCAGUCUGAUAAGUGUAGCACCACGGCCCAUCGGUUUCUGUCUGGGUUCUAGUUGGAAUUGAAUAUCAGCUGCACUCUGGCUCUCUCACCCAUCUGAGCCAGCUGAGGAAGGUAGGGGACCCCUCCUUGGGAAUGGGCUUGGGCUCCCAGCAGCCUGCAGGCUUGGCAGGCCACAAAGGCAGGCCGUGAUCACCCAUUUCUGUCCUGGGAUAGGGAGCCCUGGCUGGGCCCAGGUCCUAGGUGCUGUGCAGAGGCUUCUCACUUUCCUAUGGCUGGCAGGCAGAGCUGAGACCAAGCCAUUUCUGGGGGCACCUGCCUGCCCGACUGCCCCACCUCCCUGCGGGUAUAAUUAGCCCAUGACAGGUGCUAUGGAUAGCAUGCCCCACCCGGCCCUGACCCAGUGCUGCCUGCCCUCAGCUGACCUGCUGCACCCCCUUGCCUGGGCCCCAGGCCUGAACCCUGUGCCAUGAGUCUCUGAGGCCUCAGGCCCCACCCACCUUCCUCUGUCUCUCACCACAUUUGUCACAGUGGACUGGCCCUGUCUGGAGGGGUGGCAGGUAGGCAGAUCCCUCGGCAGUGGCCUGGCCUCAGGUUCUGGGAAUCCCCAGGCUGGCUCUGGCCCUCCCUUCAGUCUAUACUCAGGGGCCCAGAUGGAGCUGCUAUUGCCUGGUAGCCUCCUCCUUCCAAAAUGAAGCUUUUGACUUGAGCCCCAGUGGAUAGCCUGCAGGGCCACCAGAUUUGCUUUGGUGUUGGACCUAGCCCACCACAUCCCCCAGCCCACCUAGUCAUACUUUUCUUC
Cavia porcellus (domestic guinea pig) is the source of this 8522-nucleotide messenger RNA. RefSeq names its product zinc finger CCCH-type containing 3 (gene Zc3h3). The coding region runs from base 41 to 2407 and encodes 788 amino acids. Gene Ontology annotation, molecular function: metal ion binding. Gene Ontology annotation, cellular component: nucleus. The record is from RefSeq and is a predicted model, not a curated record. The transcript has 10 exons. NCBI's taxonomy places the organism in Eukaryota, Metazoa, Chordata, Mammalia, Rodentia, Caviidae.